AACACAGGACACUGGUCUGCUUUAAUGCACUGCUUGUUAGAUGGUAAACUAUCACGUAUAUAGAAAACAUACUGGAAGUAUAUCGUCCAUCCGGUGUUGACUAUUUAAACAUACUAACGAACAGUCACUGUGCAAAAAGCUUUUGGAAGAAGAACCUGCAAGAAUAUAUAACAGGAACUGUGAUUUUUUAAUUAAAAAGAGAAAAUUUUUAGGGAGCAUAACUUCUUCACAGCUCUCCAAACCAGGGCAGUGGCAAGAUCCAAUUAAGAUGUCUUCAACAGAGCCUCCUGUCAGCGCGAACACUUCAGGGAACUUCACCACACAGCAACCAGACGAAUCUUUCCUGGACUCAGAAUUCCGCUACACACUCUUCCCAGCUUUCUACGGCGUGGUGUUUGUAAUCGGGCUGGCAGCCAAUGCAUAUGCCCUCUAUGUCCUGCAUCACAUGCGAGAGUCCAGGGCCAUGAGUGAGAUGCGCAUCUACAUGACCAACCUGACUGUGGCAGACCUACUUUUCGUCUGUGUGCUUCCCUUCUGGAUUAGCUAUUACAGUCAUCGUGGCAACUGGAUCUACUCGGAUGCUCUGUGCCGCAUUAGUGGCUCACUGUUCUUCAUCAAUACCUACUGCUCUGUCCUCUUCCUCACCGUCAUCAGCAUCAAUCGCUACUGGGCUGUGACUCGGCCACUGGUGGCUGCGUCCUCUGACUGCUGGAAACGCGGUGCCAUUACCUCAGUGAUUGUCUGGGCUAUUACCCUGGCGGCGGCAGCCAAUCAGCUUGCUGAGCCUGGCAUCCAGGAAGACAAGCAUGCAGGAGUCUCACGAUGCUUCGAAGGCUACCAUAACAAUAAUUCUGAAUCCAAGCUCCCUGUUGUUGUUAUCCACUUCAUCAUCAUUGGCCUGUUCUUUACAGUCUUCCUCCUUGUGGUGUUGUGCAAUGUGCUUAUCGCUUGCACCCUCCUAGCACAGCCCAUUAGUCAGCCACGACCCAGUACAGGAAGACGACCCUAUGGUACCAAACGUCGCGCCUUGCGGAUGCUGUGCGCAGUUGUAGGUGUGUUUGUAAUUUGUUUUGUUCCUCAUCACGUAGUCCAGGGACCAUGGACGCUGGGCGUUCUGAAGAUGACCAACUGGAGUGAGGAAACCCUGCAGUAUCUGAACGACGCCCACCAAGUCACGCUGCUCCUCAUGGGGUUGAACUGCAUCCUGGACCCAAUAGUAUACUGCUUUUCCACCAGGAAGUUCCGAAUGUACAUCCAGGAUCACCUGAAGAAAGUGAAGCAGGGGAAAAACUGCUCCAACCACACCAGCACCACGGGUUUGUCUGUGAAAAUCAGGAAACAGAGUGAAGAACUGAGUGUCUUUGAACAGAAGGAGUAGCAGAGAUUUGAAAAACCUCAAACAACCUUUACUAGCAAGUUGUUUUUACAGUCUGAGACAUCUAACAAAGACUUGGCAUUUUCAGAUGAGAUGUAAAAAAUGAGCCUUCAUCUGGGAUAGAAGGAAUUUCAUAUUUUUAUCCAGAAGGUAGAACUGAAUUCCCACUGGCAUCACUAUCAGCAGGGAGUCGAAUGGCAUUAUGGGUAAUUUAGGAAACUGUUAACCAAUGUGAAAAUAGAUAAGCACGUCCAUAAAAGAAGUCUAAACUGAAAAAGUCAACUCAGUAUUUCUUUACAAAUGAAUUCGUGGAUUGAACUAUUGAAUUUCACAUGUUAAUUAUAAAGACUCAGGGUGAAUUAUUACUUGAACCAAGUGGCCGAUGGCUAAUUUCAUAAUUGUCCGUGCACUGUCCAAAAGAAAUUCCAGGAUUUCAUAGAAUUGGAAGUAGGGUUUGAACCCAUCUUUAUUUUGACAUGUAAAAUAUCAGCAGUAGCGUGUUCUGGACUUCCCCUUUUGUCGGAAUGUCACAAUGUUGUAUUCUUGGGCAAGUUUUUGUGUUCCUCAAAAGACAGGAAGUACAGAAUUCACAGGAAUUGUGUUCUUCUACUGGUGUGGUUCACAUCGCCAGUGCUCUGCCAUGUUUGCAAUUUUCACACUCCACCUCACCUGAAUUAAUUCAUUAGCUAAUUUUAAAGACCUUUUAAUCAGCAAGAUUUUACAGCAGUGAAAGCAGUAACAUAAAGUUAGUUGCUCAGGGUAAGGAUUGAGAAUCAUUGUGGAUCAUGCAUGUUUGUGGGUUUGUCACAGGAUGUAUGUGAUGUUUGUAUCUCGAGUGAAGCCAGCUGAGCUUAACACCACUGAGAUGUACAUUAUUGCUUGUCAUAUUCAUGCACUUUGGUUAUGAUGAAAUACUGGAUGUCGUGCUACAUUAAGUCCUAAACAUGCUUGAUAAAGAGUACUGAAGUGUGUCCUCAACAGUGCUUUAAUUUUUUUGGUGCAAAUCCAAAUGGAAAUCUAUUAUUACUGUAGUUAUUAAAGUAAUAUAACACAAUAAGUGUAUAUAUUUGCUUAAGCUUUAUUUUUGUGUGUGUGUGUGUGUGUUUUUUUUUUUAAUUUGCAGUGUAUUUUGUUUGUUGUGUCUUUUUCUUAGUAAAGUCUCAAUGCGCUUAACUGUUAUAUAAACAGUCUAUACAACAGAAUUUGGCUGAUUUGUUCAUCAUAUGAGAUGUUUUGCUUAAUUUGUGUACCAGCUUGCGUAUGAGUAAGAAAUGUUGCAAAACACGUUACUUCCUCAGUAGACUUUUAAUUGCACAAAUUAAAACAUAAAUUGAAGCACAGACAAAACUGCAAUAUUGUGGAUUAGAAUUUG
Pangasianodon hypophthalmus (striped catfish) is the source of this 2747-nucleotide messenger RNA. It is a transcript of the gene ptafr, whose product is annotated as platelet-activating factor receptor. Gene Ontology annotation, molecular function: G protein-coupled purinergic nucleotide receptor activity; platelet activating factor receptor activity. Gene Ontology annotation, cellular component: membrane. Gene Ontology annotation, biological process: chemotaxis; G protein-coupled receptor signaling pathway. Bases 269 to 1378 code for a protein of 369 amino acids. NCBI's taxonomy places the organism in Eukaryota, Metazoa, Chordata, Actinopteri, Siluriformes, Pangasiidae. The record is from RefSeq and is a predicted model, not a curated record. The transcript has 2 exons.